This is a messenger RNA of Eleginops maclovinus (Patagonian blennie), 4228 nucleotides long. It is a transcript of the gene stx3a, whose product is annotated as syntaxin 3a. Gene Ontology annotation, cellular component: endomembrane system; plasma membrane; presynaptic active zone membrane. The transcript is spliced from 10 exons. The coding region runs from base 456 to 1310 and encodes 284 amino acids. Gene Ontology annotation, biological process: intracellular protein transport; exocytic insertion of neurotransmitter receptor to postsynaptic membrane; synaptic vesicle fusion to presynaptic active zone membrane. The record is from RefSeq and is a predicted model, not a curated record. Gene Ontology annotation, molecular function: SNAP receptor activity; SNARE binding. NCBI's taxonomy places the organism in Eukaryota, Metazoa, Chordata, Actinopteri, Perciformes, Eleginopidae.
GUAGGUGGACAACAAAUACUGCUGAGAGAGGAGCGUCCAGACCAACCAGCAGCUUCUCCUCAUGAAGAACUCUCCUCACUCCUUCCUCUGACUCCUCCAUACCUGCGCUUUUUCCUCUGACAACUCCUCCCGCCAACUCUCCAGCAUCCACUGAAGCAGCUAAUCACUUCCACUGGGCUAAUUUGGAGGCCAUCUUGACAGCUCCUGUAUGCUAGGGAAGGAAUAGUCGUCCGAGACCUUUGGGUGGUGGUUUUAUCCAUCUGUCUAUCUGUCUAUCUAUCUGUCUGUCUGUCUGUCUGUCUGUCUUUCUAUCUAUCUAUCUUUCUAUCUAUCUAUCUAUCUAUCUAUCUAUCUAUCUAUCUAUCUAUCUAUCUAUCUAUCUAUCUAUCUAUCUAUCUAUCUAUCUAUCUAUUUAUUUAUUUUUUCAAGUGUGAAUUAAACACAGAGCUCUGAAGAUGAAGGACCGCCUGGCCCAGCUGAAGGAGAAGAGUGACGCAGGAGGCGAUGACGUUGAGAUUCCAGUGGAGAAUCAGGCUUUUAUGGAUGAUUUCUUUGCACAGAUUGAAGAUAUACGCACCAGCAUUGACAAGAUUGAUGCGAGUGUCACAGAAAUCAAAAAACUCUACUCCACCAUCCUGUCAGCUGCUUCAUCUGAACAGAAAACACAGGAUGAAGUUGAAGCCGUCACCAAUGAGAUCAAGAAGUCGGCUAACAACGCAAGAAACAAACUAAAGAGUAUUGAGGGCCAGCUUGAGAACGCAGAUGAGAGAGCCUCAGCUGACGUCAGGAUACGCAAAUCACAGCAAGCCAUCCUGGCCAAGAAGUUUGUUGAGGUGAUGACCCGAUACAACGAGGCUCAGAUGGAGUUCAGAGAUAAGAGCAAAGGACGGAUCGCCCGUCAGCUGGAGAUCACGGGGAAAGCAACGACUGACGACGAACUGGAGGCCAUGCUGGAGGGAGGAAACUCAGCUGUGUUCAGUGCCGGGAUCACGGAGUCUAAGAUCAACCAGCAGGCCCUGAAUGAGAUCGAGGCCCGUCACAAAGACAUCAUGAGGCUAGAGAGCAGCAUCAAGGAGCUCCAUGACAUGUUUGUGGAUAUUGCCAUGCUGGUGGAGAAUCAGGGGGGCAUGAUUGACAGAAUAGAGAGCAACAUGGACCAGUCCGUGGGCUUUGUAGAGAGGGCAGUGGCUGACACCAAAAAGGCAGCCAAAUUCCAGCAGGAGGCACGCAGGAAACAAAUGAUGAUCUUCUGCUGCUGUGUGAUUCUGGCCUUGAUACUCGGUUCAUUUGUCUACAGCUUCUUCAAAUAGUAAUGCUGAACGAGCCGCCUAGCAGGGUCCCACAGUAUGGGACAAGGCAGAGCAAAGUAGAGCCCGGGCACAGUUUACUGUCAAUUCCCUCCUUCAAAUUAGAAAUAGAGUCUGCAUUCCUUCUCUAUUAUUUCUAAUAUGUUAUUACAACUUCUUCACAUUCUUAAGGGGUUCAACAUCUAAAUUAAGUUUUAAUGUCAUUAUAUACUACUCUAAUAUUAGUGACACCUUUCAAUGCCUGCAGUGUACUGCGUCUAGAUUAAAUGACCUUUAGUUCCAACAAAAAGCUUUAGAGACUUGAUAAAAGGGAAAUGUGUUUUAUAGCUCUAACCAGUGUCAAUCCCUGUCCCUUAUAAAAUGUAAGAACUACAGGUUCAAUCCACAAUAGAGAGCCUAAAUCCCGCCCUUCUAUUUCCGACCCAUGGGACCUUAUUUCGGAAGAAAUAUGUAUGUUAGGCAAUGGCAAGAGAGAAAUUAUUUUCUGAUCCCGUUUGAAUUAUGCCAUGAAUUACACAUAUGAUGUUUGUCAAUUUGAAAGAUCAUUUUGCAAGUCAAGAAAAAAAAAGUUGUCGUAAAACUGUGAAGUAACACUUAGUUUUGUGUGAAAACGCACAAUGAACUACAUCUCUGGUCUCGCACAAUACACGUCCACAAAAAGAACAAGCAAGACCCAUUGCUGGUAUGCCUACAACUUGGUACAAAGCAGUAGGGAUGUUGUUAAAGUUAUUUUCAUAUCUCUUAUAUUUAAUGGAGGGAAAGAAUGAUGACAUCAGUUAUGAAAUCACUUACUCUUGGAUUUGUAGUGUUUCUAGUUGCGUAUUUUCAUAGUCUUAUAUUUCAACAGUUUUACGCCAAACUGACUUUCUUGACUUGGAAAUUAUUUCUUAAGAUUGACAAACAUCAUAUGUGUAAUUCAUGGCACAAUUCAAACGGGAUCAAAAAUAAUUUCUCUCGCCAUGGACUACAAUACAUAUUUUUUCCGAAAUAAGUUCCCAUGGUGCUCCACCGGAAAGGGAGGGACUUAGGCUCUCUAUGAGCAGAACAUGUUUUUCAUCUUUGGCCCUGCCGGCAGUAUCUCUAUAGUUAUGAAUGGUACAGGAUUUGUCAGUCAAUGCUCGUGUAUCUGUAGGACUUUUCCGGAGUGAUGAGUUAGAUUACAUUUUAUUUAUAUCUGUACCCAUUCUUAGCAUAGUAAAAGUAUUGGGGUUUUCUUUCUGUAUGGUGAUCCUAAAUAUGUCUUCCUUCUGAAGAUUCUUUAAAACCUGGAUUCAUUUUUAGGUGAGCUCCAUUGACUUCUAUCUUGGUUGAUUUCAAUUAUUCAGGUAACAAACAAUGAAUAGUUUCAGGAUCUACUUUCAUAAAUACAUCGAAGCAGUAAGUAACUAAUGAGAAUUAGUGUUAUAUAAGAUACAAAAAACCACUGAAAAGCAUUUAUUGCUCAGAAAGGAAUUCAUGUAGUGGCUGUUAACAGGUGAUUAAGUGAAAGUGAACCGAUCACACACAGAUGUCCGUGCAGCAUGACCCCUCAGUGCCCAUCCUCAUGGGUGCAUAUCUCUGAAUUCAGUAGCGUAAGUAUUAACACAGAUGUUUUUAUUCUUUAGUUUUUUAAUCUUUUCUGUUAUUGGCAUUUGGAUGUAGAAAUUGUACUUCUGUGCCAAUACUUAUGCUACCGACUAUAUCAAUGAUCCCUGCACCUUCCAUGACUUCAUAGUGGGACCUUUAUUCAUUUAUUUUAUUUUUACUGAAGAAAUAAAGGCAUUUUGUUUAAAGAAUUCAUGUAUUUGAGCUUGAAAGUUUGAAUUAAAGUAGACGUGAUGGCAAGAAUAGGUGUAGAUUCUGGAGGUGUUAGUUAAGAAAUGGAAUAAACCAAGCCCUGCUCUAUUGGUUACACUGCCUGGAAUGUACUGUUUAACCUCUUCAUGUCUUUGUUGUUGGUGUAUAUAUUACACAAAUGUAUUUCGUUUUUAUGUGUUUGUGUUGUCCCCCCUUGUUUUUUUAAAGAAUAUGAUUUUAUUUCCAAUCUUGUUUCAUGCCAUGGUUUGACUCUAGUUGGUCUUUGACUUUUGCAUCCUCCCUAUUUGCUCUACAUCCACACAUUGCAAGGGGGGUUAACAUUGCAGCCCACUCCUGUAAUGUCCGCCUACUCUUAAUCCAUAUUUUACAUUGUACAAUUGGAGACUAGAUCUGGUCAUUGCUUCAUGUGAGGAAAAUAACAUUUAAAAAUGUGAAUGUUUGGAAAUGGAGAAUUAUUUAUGUGAAACAGACUGAUGUUUUCUUGUGUCACGUUACAACAGGAGCACCUGCCAAAAUUCCCUGUGGAUGUUCAAAUGUAGGCUUAUAUCUACCACAUUUUUUACUGUCUCAUGCUAUAAACAAGUUUGAUUGAAAACCUUAAAAAUAACUAAUAAAAGAGUGAUUGCUAGAUUGUUUUAGGGGGAGCAGUAUACUUCUACUUUGUGCUCACAAGGUUCAAUGGAUAAAAUGUAGGUCCAAACAAUAGAAUAACAUGACUUUCCACUAAUAACUUGGGUUUUUCAAUUCACCUGGUAAUAAUCUAUCUGAAUUAAAUGCAGGAAUGUGGGUGUUCAAUUGAAAGAAGGUGGGAUCUCACUUUCUGAGCCAGGUUCCAGAAGGAAUUUAAUAAACGUUAUAGUUAAAUCUUAUAAUAACAACAAUAAUGGAUUGAAAUGUAAUAAUGCAGUGUGGAUUCAGGAGAAUUGGUCGACCAUGGUUCAGUCAGAACAUUGGCAAUUAUGUUCCCCUAAUUAUCAAUUUGUCUGACAUGGAAUUGGUGUUCGUUUGUGUUCUCACUUUCCUGUUUACAUUAUUACCCUGUAGACAUUUGCUAUGGAAAUGUGUAUUUUAUUUAUUUUGUAGUUUUCAUCCACUGUUGACAAAAAAUAAAUCAAUUGACCUCA